UUAAGUGCCGUUGAUUGCACGGCACCCCAGCACAUGGAGAUGACAAUGGUGAAACUCUUCACCAAGUCCAUUCUCAAAUUCCUCAUUCAACUCCAUGCAAAGGGAAUCGUGCAUGGGGACAUCAAGCCGAGGAACAUGUCGAUUAAAGAGCCUGGGGCAGGGACCAUCCGGAUGAUGAGUUUUGAAAACAGCUUUUUGGUGGGACGCCAACGUUCACAGAAUUUUUGUUCCCACGCGUACCUUGCCCCAGAGGUGUACCUGGGCCACAUGUCAUCUUUCCCGGUUGACAUGUGGGGACUGGGUUGUACAGUGGCCGAGUUGGCUACCGGACGCAUCCUCUUUCCGGCCAUCAACAAACUCGACCAGCUCCCGUGUUAUAUGGAGGUAUUGCCCACACAGCAGUAA
This is a messenger RNA of Petromyzon marinus (sea lamprey), 405 nucleotides long. NCBI's taxonomy places the organism in Eukaryota, Metazoa, Chordata, Hyperoartia, Petromyzontiformes, Petromyzontidae. The record is from RefSeq and is a predicted model, not a curated record.